Messenger RNA from Vidua chalybeata, 1445 nucleotides. It is a transcript of the gene NR1I3, whose product is annotated as nuclear receptor subfamily 1 group I member 3. Gene Ontology annotation, molecular function: RNA polymerase II cis-regulatory region sequence-specific DNA binding; zinc ion binding; nuclear receptor activity. NCBI's taxonomy places the organism in Eukaryota, Metazoa, Chordata, Aves, Passeriformes, Viduidae. The transcript has 9 exons. Gene Ontology annotation, biological process: positive regulation of transcription by RNA polymerase II; cell differentiation; negative regulation of transcription by RNA polymerase II. The record is from RefSeq and is a predicted model, not a curated record. The coding region runs from base 72 to 1364 and encodes 430 amino acids.
CCCCAAGUUCAAGGUUCAAACUCCACGCGGCCCUUCCUGGGACCGCCGGCGACACGCGGCGACACGCGGGGAUGGAGGGGACACGCGGAGACCGCUGGGGACACGCGGGGACCGGCGGGGACACUCGGGGACCCGAUGUCCCCUCCCUGCGUGGGGACAAUUCCCCGUCACCGACAGCACCGGGGGACACCGGCUCAGCCGUGUCCCUGCCGAGCCCCCCGGGCACGGAGCGCAGCCCCCGGGACCCCCGUGGGGACACGGAGCCCGACGGGGACAAAGUGUGCGCCGUGUGUGGGGACAGGGCCAACGGGUACCACUUCCACGUCAUGAGCUGCGAGGGCUGCAAGGGCUUCUUCAGGCGCUCCAUCAUCAAAGGUGUCCGGUUCACGUGUCCCCUGGCGCGGCGCUGCCCUGUCACCAAGGCCAAGCGGCGACAGUGCCAGGCCUGUCGCCUCCAGAAGUGCCUCGACGUGGGCAUGAGGAGGGACAUGAUCAUGUCGGAGGAGGCGCUGCGGCGGCGGCGGGAGCUGCGGGGCCAGCGGGGCCAGCCCGGGGGCCAGCGGGGACAGGAGGGCCAGCGGGGCCAGCCGGGACUGACGGCCGAGCAGCAGGAGCUCAUCGCGCUCCUCAUCGCCGCCCACCAGCGCACCUUCGACUCCAGCUUCUCCCAGUUCAUGCGCUGCUGGCCCGCCGUGCGCCUGCUGGUGCCCAGCCCGCCGGGCGCGGGUGUCGCCGCGGGGCUGUCGCUGUCGCCGUGCGAGGAGGCGCUGCCGGACGUGCUGUCGCUGCUGCCGCAGUUCGCCGACCUGAGCACGUUCAUGAUCCAGCAGGUGAUCAAAUUCGCCAAGGAGAUCCCGGUCUUCAGGAGUUUGCCGCUGGACGCCCAAAUCUCGCUGCUGAAAGGGGCCACGCUGGGGAUCUGCCAGAUCCGCUACAACACCGUGUUCAACGCCGACACCAAGGCCUGGGAGUGCGGCCAGCGCUGCUACACCAUCCGCGACGGGGCCCUGGCCGGCUUCCAGCAGGUGUACCUGGAGCCGCUGCUCAAGUUCCACGAGAGCCUGCGGCGCCUGCGGCUGCACGAGGCCGAGUACGCCCUGCUGCAGGCCAUGCUGCUCUUCUCGCCAGACCACGGCGGCAUCGCCCAGCGCGACGUCAUCGACCGCUUCCAGGAGCAGGUGGCCCUGACCCUCAAGAGCUACAUCGACCACCAGCACCCCCCCCACGAGGGCAGGUUCCUGUACGCCAAGCUGCUGCUGCUGCUGACGGAGCUGCAGACGCUGAAGGUGGAGAACACGCGGCAGAUCCUGCACAUCCAGGACCUGUCGGCCAUGACGCCGCUGCUCUCCGAGAUCAUCAGCUGAGCCUGGCCCCCCGUGUCACCCCCCGGUCCCCAAGCGUCACCCCCGGCCGCCACCGGGCACAGAGUAAAGCUCCUUUAUUUA